GCGUCAGUGAAUCAGUGCCUUAGUUAGUCUCCAUUACUGUGUCAUCACGUAAGGAUUGAUAAAAGUAACGCCUCGUCUUAUAUUUCAUCUUUCACUUGAUGUGCACCGCUGAGAAUUGAAAGCGUUGUUGAGUAAUAUUGGUUACUAAGAAAGUUUGUGAAGGAGGUAAAGAAGAGAAGGAUUGUCUGAUUAAUAUGCGAUCAGUUAAGAAGAAAUACUGCAAGGUUGAUAUAGAUUUCUGAGAAGUCAUUGAAAAGAAGAAGAAGAAGAAGAAGAAGAAGAAGAAGAAGAAGAAGAAGAAAGGGAAAAAAAAGCUACAAAGAGAUAUUCUGAGCACAAAUCAAAUCAUAUGUUAUCACAUCAUUGCAUACACUACAGAAUCUCACUCCAAGAAAUAAUGAAAUACAUUAGCUGAGACUAACAGUUAAGAGUAUCAACAAAUAACCGUGUAACUACAUGCGAUCAUAAUUCCACAACUUUACAAUCAUAGCGACUCCACCUGCGCUUCCUACUGUCAACCUCUGAUGUGGCUGUACAGGAAUCCCUUAGUAGUGGUGGUGGUGGUGGUGAGUCUGUGGAUGAAGACAGUAUGGGCUAAGACUGACUCUCCUCCACAACCCAGACACUUCACUGUCUAUGGAUGUGGAAGCGACAAGACUCAAGUUCAGAAUGUGAGGGUCGGUUACCUCAAGAAUAAAACAAGAGGUUUUUUCAUUGGUCUCAGCGGCACGUACGCCCAGACCAAGACAAGUUUUGUGACCCAAUCAUCGCCGGCGUGCUUGCUUCCCCCUGACGUGCUCUUCUGUGCCCUGCCCACCACUAAUACAAGCAAUCUGGUCACUCUAACAUUUCACCCGCUUGAAGACCCAGAACUGGAAUCUGGAAAGGAUGAUUUAGCUGGUACUGAAGUGGACAAUGCGACAGAACAAGUACGAAGCGGCGAGGAGAGAUCGGGGAAUGUGACAUGUGACUUCAACCUCAAUGAUGUGCUCAAACUUCAGAUAUCUGGAUACUGCUUCAUCUCAUGCCAGGGUGAUGCAGCCGCCAAUAAGCUGUGGAGGGAGUGGUUCGAGGAAGUGAAGGUGGUUGAGGAAGAAAAUGCCCGCACAAGGACUUACACAAUUAUCGGCGUGGCUUGCGGAACGAGCGCAGUGGUGGUUGCCAUCUUGGCGUGUGUCUUGUACCGCAUUUGCUCUGGACGUUCUAGUUUUGCUCCCUACCAGUCAAGACGCAGACCCUCCAACACUUCUGGGAUGCGCACUGCCUCCACUACCUAAUGACCACCUUCAGGCCCAGCCCUGGGGCCUGGAUAGCCUUGCAUGAUGCUUAUUGUUUGACUGCUGUGACUUCUUUACAAGUUUAAUAAAUCAAGUUUUAAAAAUCUUACAAAAUAUAUAUGUCUAAAUAGUAAAUUAAUUACAGGUUUAAAAAAAAAUGUCAUUCUUGCCAUCUCUUGAUCUAUUAUACUAUACUACAAUCCUUACUCUUAAAACAAUUUGGCCUUUCAUUGCUUGUACGUUGUUCCCAAUCAAGCACUGUCCACUACCCAAGUCUCAAAUGACUUAAACCAGUUGAAGAAUGGAACACCAUUUAGAGUUCCUAAGCAUAUUACAUGAAGUCAUCAAACCCACAUGGAAACCUUCUCUCUGGCUGCCAGUCUGUGUUUAUGCAUGUGUGUGUGUGUGUGUAUUCACCUAAGGUCACCCAGCCAACCAGUCCCUUACAGAAAUAGCUCAGUGCUCGUUCUGAGUUACAAAAAAGUAGCCAAGAAUGGUAGCACUAUAUUAAAACCAUACAUAGUGAAAGGUAAAGAAAAAAUGCAGUAAAGACUGACUUUAUUGCAUACACUGAUUUCACCUGAAAGCUUAACCUUAAUGGCACAUAUUGAAAACCAAAAAAUAUUAAAAAAGUACCACAAGUUUUCUGAACUGAUAACUAUAAAUGGGAAAAAAGUUAUGUAAAACAUAAAAAUGGAAUGUGGCAUAACACUGUAUUCCAAUUGCCAUCACCAGCUGGUUUUGUUUCCCUUAUGAAAAAUUGAUCCAUGCAAACAAAUAGUAAAAAAAAAUGUAAAUGUCUACAAUAUAUAAUUAAAUAAACUUCCUAGAGCUGAAGACUAGAGAAGAAACUUUUGGAAAUAAAUAACAAUGGAAAAACAACAAAAUACACUACUUCACUACUGAUAAUACUAUUUUCGUUCAGUGGACAGCUACACAGUAGUAAUUAAUGAAUCCCAAAAUAACAUUUAGGCAGAAUGUAAUGACCUUAAUAUCAAUGAACUCUAUACUAUUCUUAUUUUUAAGGCACACUUAGCUUACACAUACUGAUUUAGCAUGGCAAGAUGCUCUUCAAUUUCACAACAGGUAGAUGUGUGUGUGUGUGUGUGUGUGUGUGUGUGUGUGUGUGUGUGUGUGUGUGUGUGUGUGUGCGCUUCAAUAUCACCUGUGCGAGGUCCACUGAUUUGUCUCCCAAUCUAAAUAAGGUUUGGAGAAGAGAGCAAUGACUUAUCAGGAGGCUAAAGCAAACAAAAUGUUGGCAUAAUGUAAGGUAUUCAAAAUUGCAUAUUAUAUCUAGUACAUAAUACAUUGGGCAUGCAAAUAUUGGCAUGUAAUCAGGAGGUAAACUGAGGAGAGACACUCCCUCAUGAGAGGCUCAACAUUUGGUUUGUGAUGGUUGAUCAUGAAAGUAAGUGUUAAUAAAUUGCUCUCUUGUUGCUCACACACAAAAUCUAUGGAAAUUUACAUAGGUAGAUAUUCUAAUUUCAAAUACAAUAUGAAUUAACUAC
Portunus trituberculatus (swimming crab) is the source of this 2785-nucleotide messenger RNA. RefSeq lists its product as uncharacterized. Lineage: Eukaryota; Metazoa; Arthropoda; Malacostraca; Decapoda; Portunidae. The transcript has 4 exons. The record is from RefSeq and is a predicted model, not a curated record. The coding region runs from base 525 to 1277 and encodes 250 amino acids.